Balearica regulorum gibbericeps (East African grey crowned-crane) is the source of this 808-nucleotide messenger RNA. The record is from RefSeq and is a predicted model, not a curated record. Lineage: Eukaryota; Metazoa; Chordata; Aves; Gruiformes; Gruidae.
CAAAAUGCAACAUACCAUCUGGAGAAAAAGUGGAAGAAGCUGAACAACCCAGUGAUAUAGAAGAAGGAGGAUUAGAUCUCAGCGUAUCACUCAAACCAGUCAGUUUCUACAUCACAGACAAAAAAGAAAUGCUUCAACAGUGUUUCUGUGUCAUAGGGGAGAAAAAACUACAGAAGAUGCUGCCUGAUAUUUUAAAGAACUGUUCCAUGGACGAAAUCAAAAGGCUUUGCUUGGAGCAGUUGGAGCUGUUAUCUGAAAAAAAACUGUUGAAGAUACUUGAAGGCAAGGUUGGAGCUGAUUCUGAUACUGACGAGGAGGCAGAUGGAGGAGUCAAGACUGGAGGUGAAUCAGUCAGUCAACAGGAUAACAGUAUAGACUCUACUUCUUCUCUGAGAGAAGACAACAAGCUGGAAGGUCAGGAAUCAAAACAAGGCAAGGGAGAAGAUAGUGAUGUCCUCAGCAUAAAUGCAGAUGCAUAUGAUAGUGAAAUAGAAGGCCCGUGCAAUGAAGAAGAUGGCCCAGAUGUGCAAGAAAACACUGUCAGAAGUGGAGCUGGUCAGAUAGAUGACCUUCAGAAGGACAUUGAGAAAAGCGUGAAUGAGAUACUGGGGUUGGCAGAGUCCAGCCCAAAGGAGCCCAAAUCAGCAACUUUAGCCAUUCCUCCAUCAGAAGAUGUUCAGCCAUCAGCACAGCAGCUGGAGCUUCUGGAGCUUGAGAUGAGGGCCAGAGCUAUUAAGGCUCUGAUGAAAGCUGGUGAUGCAAAAAAUCAGCACUGAGAUUGUUUAGAUUUGAAUUUCAGUAUUUGUUU